UGUAAAUUUAAUAAUAUGAAAAAGUUUAAUUUAAUAAUUUUUAUCGAUAGUGAUGUUAUAAAUGGAAUUGCGAUACUAUCGAUUACUCGAAACAUGGCGCUCGCGUGGAAUUUAUCAAAGAAACAUAGCGAUCGUGAAAGAUGGAUUUGUAUUUAUCCGGUGUACAUAAACAGUAAAAGAACUUUGGCAGCAGGUCGCAAACUAGCGAAAGAUAAAUGUGUCGAAAAUCCUACACAUCAAGAAAUUCGUGAUGUUUUGGUGGCAGCUGGUUUCAACGUCGGAGUAGAAAAUAAGCUACAUCCAAGAGAACGGAGUAAAGAAUUGCUAUAUCGUGGUCGGAUUCGUGUUCAAUUAAAAAAUGAUGAUGGUACUCCAGUGAAACCUGAACUUCCUACAAGGGAUGCUCUUCUGGUAUACGUAGGUACCACAAUUCCAAAAUUAAAGACACGACAAGGAAAACAGAUCACUGGUGAACAAUCUGCACAGUCCUCCAGUUCAUCAUCUAAAAAGGGAAAAGGAAAGGGAAGGAGAUGAUAAUAUGCAAUUAGCAUAAUAAUGCUUAUAAAUUUUCAUUUUUUAUCUACAUAUGUAUCAUGUCUUGUAUAAAAUUUUAAACUAGUACUGAAAA
This is a messenger RNA of Osmia lignaria (orchard mason bee), 628 nucleotides long. It is a transcript of the gene Srp19, whose product is annotated as signal recognition particle 19. The record is from RefSeq and is a predicted model, not a curated record. Gene Ontology annotation, molecular function: 7S RNA binding. Gene Ontology annotation, cellular component: signal recognition particle, endoplasmic reticulum targeting. Gene Ontology annotation, biological process: SRP-dependent cotranslational protein targeting to membrane, signal sequence recognition; SRP-dependent cotranslational protein targeting to membrane. NCBI's taxonomy places the organism in Eukaryota, Metazoa, Arthropoda, Insecta, Hymenoptera, Megachilidae.